AUGUCCAGUCAAAUCUCGAAAAAAAGAAAAUUUGUUGCUGACGGUGUAUUCUUUGCCGAACUCAAUGAAUUCUUCACUCGUGAGCUGGCCGAAGAAGGUUACUCUGGAGUAGAAGUCCGCGUGACGCCGGCACGUACAGAAAUCAUUAUUCGUGCUACUCAUACUCAAGAUGUUCUUGGUGAGAAGGGACGUAGAAUUCGUGAGCUUACUGCUCUUAUUCAAAAAAGAUUCAAAUUUCCCGAGAAUACUGUUGAAUUGUAUGCCGAAAAAGUACAAAAUCGUGGACUUUGUGCAAUUGCCCAAUGUGAAUCACUUCGUUAUAAAUUAUUAGCAGGUCUUGCUGUUAGAAGGGCAUGCUAUGGUGUUUUACGUUUCAUUAUGGAAUCAGGCGCUAAAGGUUGUGAGGUUGUCGUAUCAGGAAAACUUCGAGCUGCACGUGCUAAAUCCAUGAAGUUUGUCGAUGGAUUCAUGAUUCAUUCCGGUCAACCAAUUCGAGAUUAUGUUGACACCGCUGUUCGACACGUAAUGUUGAGACAAGGAGUGCUGGGUAUUAAAGUAAAGAUUAUGCUUGAAUGGGAUCCAUCUGGUAAAGUUGGACCAAAGAAUCCAUUACCAGAUUUAGUCACCAUCAUGGAACCCAAAGAGGAAACUACGAUCACACAUCCUACAUCCGAGGACUUCCAACGACCACCUGUUGAUAUUCCUACAUCACCAGUUCAAGAUUUCAACGCUCCUCCUCCUUCUUCUGGUCCUCCUGAAGAAUAUGAAAGUUAA
Messenger RNA from Dentiscutata erythropus, 774 nucleotides. NCBI's taxonomy places the organism in Eukaryota, Fungi, Glomeromycota, Glomeromycetes, Diversisporales, Gigasporaceae. The record is from the annotation of a GenBank genome assembly.